Molecule: messenger RNA, 5177 nt
Organism: Drosophila novamexicana
Lineage: Eukaryota; Metazoa; Arthropoda; Insecta; Diptera; Drosophilidae
Gene: mura
Exons: 8
Coding region: 700-4461 (1253 amino acids)
Source: RefSeq, a predicted model, not a curated record
GUCAGGUCGAGAAUCGUGCAGAGCAUACAUACAAUAUUUUAUUGCUGGUUUUGGUGGUAAAUUUGCAUUUGUUAAUGGCCGUGGCCAGACGUGCCAGCUUUUUAACACACACACAAAAAAAAAAUAAAAAAUAAAAACAACAACAAUGAAAACUGUUCAUCAAGUGUUUUUUAUCUAUUGACUAUCCCCACAUGUAAAAAUAAAUAUUGAAACUAAACCAAAAUGUAUGCUAAGUACGAUAUAGCACAUAAGACUGCCAUUUUGCCGCGCGUGUAUCUGUAUCUGUAUCUGUAUCUGUAUCUCACUGACCAACUACCGCAACUGCAACUGUAACUGCAAGCGCAAACUGCACACACCUCAACCUCAGCCUCAAGCUCAUGUUAAAAUUAUAAACAUAAAAAAAAAAAAACAAAUAGAGCGCUAUCUAUCGCUCGCUCGCCUCCAUAAAUGCCAACUUAUAUAUCUAUAUAUAUUGUAUUAUUCCUCGUACCGCCUACCAACUACUACUACCAACAACUACAACAACAACAACCACCACCACCACCAUCAACAACCAACAACAACAUUCUACUGCAACUUGGCAAAAGACUCGGCUUUAGAUUCUAUAAAUGAACAAAACAAAGUUUGAAUAAACAAAUUACUAGAAACAACAACAACAACAACUAAGUCUCAAGCAGCAGCAGCAACAGCAGCCGCAACAUGCUGAACUCCAAUGCGAAUCAUUCGGGCAACAGCCGACGGCCAUUUUCUCGUAAUUCCUCAUCGGCGCGUUCCCAGCGCGGCCGCAUGGUCUACUCGCCGCAUCCACACGGACAGCAGCAGCAGCAGCAGCAACAACAACAGCCGCAGCAGCGGAAUAACAAUAACAACAACAACAAUGGCCUUGUGCCGGGUCAUAGUCCCUGGUGCAAUGUCAAUCUGAAUCGCCACAAUAAUGACAACAGCAGCAACAACAACAACAACAACAAUGCCAACAAUAACAAAGACGCAAUCGAUGGCAGAAACUCAAAUUGCGAUGUACAAACAAGUAAUUCUAGCGGAACUUGUAUUUAUAACAAUAGCAAAACGCAUCAUCACAACAACAGCCUUAACCUCAAUCACAGUCGCAAUGCCCCACAAAACAGUCAUCAGUCGCAAGCCCAACAUAACCACACACAGUAUAACAGUAACAGUAACAAUAACAGUAACAGUAACGUUAAUCAUAACAGUUAUCAUCAUUCAAUUACCAACACUGCACACAAUAACAACAAUUGCACUGAUAACAUUAGCAGCAAUAAUCUGAAUAGUUUACGAACACCACACAAUGAAAACCACAAUCCCAAUCAGUGCCCCAAUCCCAAUCAGAACCCAAUUGUGAAUCACGGCUUUCACAGCUAUAUUGAUAUGUGCAACAGUGCGCCGAGUGCGCCGCCCGCUUUUGGUUCAAUGUCCGUGUCCGUUGUUAGACUGAAUCCAGCACGCUUAUGUUUAACUGUUGCCGCCCCGCCCACACCCACGCUCAUGCCUAUACCAAACCCAAAUCAGCAGCGCCGUAGCACGCCCCUUGCCCUGCUAUCCCUUCCAGCCAAUCACGAUAACAAUCAUGUCCAUAAUUUCAAUCAUAAUCAUCAAUAUCACAGCACCCAUCACAGCUACAACAAUAACAACAACAACCAACAUCACCAACCACACCAACAACAACAACAAGAACAACAUCAACCGACUAAUCGCCAAUCCCUCCCGCUAACACGUACGAAUUCAAAUUCAACAACCGCAACAACUUUCAAUUCAACCAAUACAACAACAAAUAGUAACCCUACUGAUGUUGUGAAUGUCAAUUCUUGUACCGAUAUAAUUCCUCAUGGGUCGUCUGCGCCACAACAACAACAACAACACCAACAACCACAACGACAACCCCAACAAAUGUGUUCACAACGACAACAACGUCAACGACGAUCUCAAACCCAACAACAACAACUGUCGCCGUCGCCUCUUAUGAUAAACCACAACCAAUUGACUGAUUCUCAUAUUAACCACGCACCUAUCAAUAGCCAUAGCCAAGGACCUUCUGGCCCACAGGCAGGACCAACGGGCCAUGGGCAUCACAGCCAACGCAACUACAACAAUCGCAACGGCAACAACAACAACAACAUUAUCAUCAACAGCAACAGCAGCAACAAUACGAAUGGGCUAAGCAAUGGCAACAAUCCCGAUUACAUGAAUUAUCGUCGAGCUUGCCCCGCUUUGUCCCGCGACUAUCAGCAACAUCACAACAACAACAACAACAACAAUGGUAACAACAACAACCAUCCGGGCAAUGGUCACAACAACAACAAUAACAAUCGGCGUCACAAUGGAAACUACGAUAGAAAUCCAAACAAUAAUCACUUUGGCAAUGGCAGCUCGGAACAGGGUCUGGAUCAUAGAUCAGAUGGUGGCUACAGCUUUAUGCGCAGCGGCUAUGGCCGGAAUGGUCCACACUAUCAGCACAUGGGCAAUGGUUAUGGCAAUAACAAUGGUGCCUCCACAUCCGCCGCUGGUCCAGGUUUAAUGGGCGAUGUGCCCUCCGGCUCUGGUUUGUCUGGCUCCACACUUUCGCUUAACAAUGGGCUCGGACCUGGUCCCAACGGGCUUAACUCGGACAGUCCAUCGCGCAAGCGUCGCCGCAUUUCGGGACGACCAAGUCAAUCGCCGCCAGCCAUUUGGGAACCGCGGCGCUCACAACGUGUCAUGAUGCAACAAGGCAGUCCACCGCUGCGUCGGCCACGCCUGCGUGAUGUGGCCACCUCCACCCAGCAGCAGCAGCAACAGCAGCACCAGCAGCAAUACGCACCACAGUUGCACCACUCGCAGCAACAACAGCAGCAGGCGCCACCCAACUACCAUCCAAUGCAUCAUCAUCAGCCACAGCCGCCGCACUAUGCGCCGCAGCAGCAGCAGCAGGCACCGCAUCCGCAUCCACACCCGCACACGCACACGCAUCGCUCACCCUGGGAUCUGGCCGGCAACGUGCCGUCGGUGGGAAAUGCCGGCGGCAAUGUUGUUGGAGGGCCGCCCGCUAACAACUCCGUUGGCGCGAUAUUGCAGCAGGUACCGGCACCGCCGCAGGCUCCCACUCAUCAGCAGGGAGUGAACGCUGGGCCGCCACCACCGCCACCCGCCUCGGUAAUGGUUGACCUCAAUUUGGCGCUGCGCCAUGAGCCCAUCUGGGCCUCCUUUUGCACGUAUCCGCUGCCAGCACAGGCGCGUCUGGCGCCCUGCCAUCUGCACGGCAUCUAUACGCAGCCCUUCUCGGCGGCGCCCGCCGGCCUGGCCGCCGCCCCACUACAGGUGGCCCAGGUGCCGACGCCCACACAGGUGGCGGCUGCUGCGGCCGCGGCACAGCACAUGAUACAGCAGGCAACGAUUACGGCACAGCAGCAGCAACGAGAUGUGACCGCGAUUGCGGUGGCUAAUUUAACAUUAACUGAGCCGCCCAGUGCACAUCAUCUGGACGGGCAUCAGGCAGCCGCUGCAGCGGCGGCAGCAGCAGCCGCAGCAGCUGCUGCAUCUGUGCCAGUGGGUGGACAAGCGCCGCAUCCGCAUCCACAUGCACAUCAGUUGCCGGCAAGUCACAUCCACAUCGCUUCGAUGAACGCCGCCGCUGCGGCUGCCGCACAGCAUCUACAUUCCAAUGCCGCGGCGGCGGCAGCUGCUGCCCAUGUUACCCAGAUGUCAGCGGCGGCAGCACCGCAGCAGAUAAUCAUAUCAUCGGAGCGACGCACAUUCCCGCCACAUAGGCGUUUACCGCGCUUCUGGCCGGCAAAUCAUGGUCCUCAUCGGCAUGUCCUGCCGCCGCAAUCGUUGGGACCUCAUCAGGCGCCCGUGCAGAUCCAAACCACCGCUGGCAUUAUCAAUCCAGGCUUCUUGCUCAAUUUCCUGUAUGUCCUUUUUAGCAUUAAUUUAUUUUUAUCCUUCACCAUCUUGCUUGUUUGCAGUGCCAUGUUCCCGCUAUCUCCCUAUAACCAGCACGAUCUGAGCUCCGCGGACACCAAUGAGACGGAGAACUAUGAGGCGCUGCUCAGUCUGGCCGAGCGUCUGGGCGAGGCCAAGCCGCGCGGUCUCACACGCAACGAAGUUGAUCAGUUGCCCAGCUACAAGUACAAUCCGGAAGCACAUAAUGGCGAUCAAUCCUCCUGCGUGGUCUGCAUGUGCGACUUCGAGCUGCGGCAGCUACUGCGCGUUUUGCCCUGCUCCCACGAGUUCCAUGCCAAGUGUGUGGAUAAAUGGCUGCGCUCGAAUCGCACGUGCCCAAUUUGUCGCGGCAAUGCCUCCGAUUACUUUGACAGUGCCGAUCAUCAGCAACAGCAACAGCAGGCGCAGGCAGCAGCUGCCACUGCGGGCACAACCACAAUAUCUGGCAACGCUGCCACGGUUACCAGUAAUCCGGCAGUGUCCGUUGCAGCAACCGGCGCCAACUCGCAGCAGAGUCAGGCCGCUUAGGGCAAUGCUUGCAACAAAGACAACACAACCAUAACCAAACGCUUUCGCCACGUUGUCCAGGUGCAGCAAGUAAUGGAGCACACACGCAAACAUAAACAACAACAAAACACUCACGGAUAGCCUAUUUAAAUAAUUGAUAUAACGCGCAACGAAUCCAACUGCCAAAACGCUUCCCUUUAAACCAGAACACUUCAAUAGCUUGUCGUAGCACCCUACUUAGGCGGUAGUUGUAUGUAAGUAACGGUUAAUGGUAAAUGGUUUAAAAAAUACAGUUAUUUGUAACAACAAUGUAAUUAUAAUCAAAUAUGCAUACCACCAAGAUUUCAUACGUACAUAAGGAAUACACAACAUAAUAUGCACAAUUAUCGAUAACAUAAUCGAUAGUUUUGUUAAAUGUGUUUAAGACGAGAAAGCUGAAAAACUAAAAAUCAAUUCAAAAUGUACUGUUUUUUAUGUAGUACAGUGCAAGUUCAAACAAAAACAAAAUUGAAAAAAAAAAAAAAACUGAGUCAAUAAUGUAAUUCGGGUGACAUUUUGGUCUCAGCUGCCGCCUGUGCUUAUAUUUUCCUUAUGCAUUACAUUGCAACAGCUUCAUUAAAAACGAGUGCAUACUAUAUAUACAAAACAUACAUUACCUAUACUAAAUGGUGUAUUUUAAAAUGUUGCUGUCCACAUACAUACACACACAUAUAUAUAUUAUAUUAAUUAACACUAUA